AGUCUAGAGAAAUUAUAGUUAAAUGUAAAAUUACAGUAAAAUAUCUGGAAUUUUAUAUAAGUAGAUCGUAUAUCUUUGGAUUGACUUUAUUGAUUUUAUACCCAAUAGAAUCAUAGCCAUAAAUUCAGAGAGAUCUAUUUCGCGCACUGUUUAUUGCACAAAAAACAAUAGGAAGGAAAAUCUCUACCGCAUUCUUGGAAUAUCAUGACUUACGAAAUGACUUAUGAAAAUACGAAGUAUUGAGUGGAGCUAUACGUUACGGUUCUUGACGUUGUUCCUUCGGACAAAAUAGAAUAUCAUCUUAGAAUAAUUUAGUUUAUCAGUAUCGCGUUUAUAUAAAUUUUGUAAAAAGCAAAAGACUUUUUUUUUCUAUAACUGCUGAAUUAAAUUUACCUAUUCUAAAUAAAUUAUAUAAUUAAAAAAACUCAAAUGUAAUUAAAUAUAGAUGUGACAUUAGACACGUGUACGUCUUUAAGCUAAGCUGUCGAUUUCCGUCGGCAAAUUUAGAAUCGCACAGUACUGCGCAUAGUAAAUCAACGGGUUGGGAGUUUACUCAAGUGAUAAAAUUGUUUGAAUAAUAUUAAGCGAUGAGCUCGAAAUGGUGACAGGGAGAGGAAACGUCUUUGAAAAAGGAGUGAUUUCAUCAACUUGCGCGUGAAAGAUUACCCUCUGCAGAAUCUGUGUGUCUCAUAUAUGCUGUAUAAUCAGUGUUAUCGGUAUUCCACUCAUUCUACAGAAGCUGCUUGAACGGAACGCGGUUUCCUUUUGAAGCACACGUAGCGGAAAUUUGGAAAAUCCUAUCAUUCGUGGAGUAUGUGUCGUGUGACCAUCGUUUAAUAUUUUUCGUGAAAUAAGUAUUCCGUGAUGUCGAACAAAUCUAACAUCAAACUUAGCGUAAUAAACCUGCCCGAAAAGAAACAAAUUCAACAACGAGAUUCAAUAAUCGAAGAUGUGCCAAAUGAGAAAACUGCGGAUUUCGAAACGGCGAUUAACCUUGCCGGCACUGGGAAGUUCCAAUAUCUUCUCAUUCUUGCGAUUAUCCCGGCCUCUUGGGCAUCGAGUAUAGAUACGGGUAACAUGUCGAUGAUACUCGCAUCGGCGGAAUGCGAUUUAAAAUUGUCACUAUUCGACAAAGGACUUUUAAAUGCUAUGAUCUACGUAGGUAUGGUGUUAAGUGGUGUCGUAUGGGGAUUCCUUGCUGAUGUCAGAGGAAGAAAGAAGAUUAUAGUAUACGGCUACAUGGCGGAUGGUAUCUGCAAUGUGCUUACGGGAUUUUCGCAGAACUUUGGGACGCUUGUAUUUUUUAAAUUUCUCAGUGGUCUUAUUGUGUGCGGUCCGUAUGCUACUCUUAUGGCAUACUGUGCGGAAUUUUAUGGCGCCAACGAUAGGGCGAAGAUACCAAUUCUUGUUGGCUUUUCAGUUUCGUUUGGAUGCGUAGUAAAUGCAGCACUGGCUUGGUUAGUAGUGCCUCAGCCAUGGUCAAUCGUUCUUUGGGACGGUGCUUUCGUUUAUAAUUCUUGGAGGAUUUAUUUAUCCCUCUGUGGAGUGUCGACAUUGAUAGGUGUUAUUUGUCUCUCUUUCUUUCCGGAGAGUCCUAAAUUUUUGAUGUCACAAAAUCGUAAUGAAGAUGCUCUUGAAGUUUUCAAGAAGAUUUACAGUGUAAACACUGGUCUGCCUGAGGAUAACUGUCCUAUACGCAACUUGAGCGAUGUAAACAAUACAACUGUACAACAAUCAAACUGCCAAAACAGUGCAAAAGCAAGCUUAAAGAGCGGAAUACAACAGAUGAAACCUAUUUUCUUUAAACCAUAUUUGUCGCUCAUUUUAUUAUUUGUUACCAUACAAUUUUGUUUAAUGUUGUGUAUGAAUACUCUUCGUCUUUGGCAGCCACAACUUUUUGCGACAAUAGACAAUUUUUAUAGUCUUAAUAUGAACGUAACAAAUCCUACUUUCUGCGAAAUAUUGGAUAUUUCAAUGUCUAUUAGUGCAAAUAAAACUGUUACAUUAGAAGAAAUAUCAAGUUGUGAAAUCAUUAUGGUAGCCGAUUCAAUGUACAGAGACACGGUUAUUGUAGCAAUCACUACUAGUAUUUUUAUAUUAAGUGCUAGUUUUUUGGUUAAUUUUAUGCAACAUAGAUAUUUAUUACUUGUCGGCUUUGGAUGCUCGCUUUUAUGUCUAAUAGCUUUAAUUUGGUCUUCAAAUACGUUAACUACCCUUAUACUCACGUGCCUUUACAUUGGAUUAUUCGGCAAAACGUUUAACGUUGUAGUUGGCGCAACUGUUUUGCUUUUUCCCACAUCUUUGAGGGCCAUGGCAGUAAGCAUGCAAAUGAUAGUAGGAAGAAUGGGAGUGAUAGUUGGCAAUCUCUUAUUCCCUGUUUUACUCGAGUGUGGCUGUAUAGCACCAAUCAUUAAUCUGGCAGGCUUCAUUUUGCUGUGCAUGAUUCUUACGUGUUUCAUACCAAGCACACGCAAGCAUAUGGUGUAAGUUAUGCCGAUCUUAUGAGAUCGAAAAGGGAUUUGAGCGGAAGGCAAGUUUCACUUCUUACGACUAUCUCAGUGUAAUAACAUCUCCGUCUUGGAGGAUCCACGUUCGUUUAGCAGAGCCGAACUGGAGGUUCCAAGGAUCUGAAUCGAAACUUAUCGCGAGCUAUGAUCGAGCCCGUAUGAGGGCGGACAAUGGCCAUGCAUAUGUACAUGUAUCACACAGCGAAAGACUGCAUGAGACCUUGAGUUUCACUUUCGACACAUCCUGGAGAGCCCUCCAGCCUUCACCCACAUGCUCAUCCCCUUCUAUCCCGCGCUUCUCCUUGUGUGGACGCAGCUUUAUCGCAGAUCUCAGGACCUCACUACCUUCGUCGAUCGGUGCAAUAAAAUGUACCGGCGUAAGUGAAUUUGCACGUCCGCGAGUCGUCACCUCGGAAAAAAAAAAGAGGAAGACGUGUGAACAUGGCGUAGAUUCUUUAUAGUUGUAUUUAAUGUAUCAUUACGAUUGUUGAUAAUCGAAUCCAUGGCAGAAAUGUCUUAAAUGUUCUUGGGCAUGCAAUAUGCGAAUUAAAAGAACCAUGAAGCGCAGCGCGCGUUUAGUUGUUUCAUAAUAUUUGAUAAUGUGUAAACUUUUAUUUUACAAAUAAAUGAGUGAUUUUCAAAAAUGUAUGGUAAGUUGGUAAUUGUAGGAUUUAUUAAUUGCUCCCAUUUUUUAUUUGUACGGCGAAAAACUGAUACAAUUAAAAAAAAAAAAUUAUUUUCAGACAAACACAUAUUGAUUUUGUAUGUGCUUGACAUCUGUACAUUUUACAGUGUACAGUUUGUUAUUUUAGAUACUGAGAAUGAAUAUGAUAUAAAUUUCUUUUCUUUUUGUUUAUACAAAUAAGAUAAUUAAUAUAUUUAUAUUUAUAUUAUAAAUGCAUAACUAUCAUAUGUAUAAGUAGACAUGUGUACACAUAAAUAGCAAGAAAAAAAAACAUAAUUAGUCUCUACUUGAUAAUAAUCUUUAUUAUAAAUUAACGCACUAGCAAAACAUAACGAGCACUGCAAAAAAAAAUCCUGUUUACUGCAUCUCGUUCACGUAACGAUUAGAUAGUUAAAUGCCCGUUAUAUAAUCAAAUCGCACGCUCAUUUAGCUGUUAACGAAACCACGUAGGGUCCCGUGGUUUCUUCGGCGUUUCUCAUUGUAUAAGGGCAACGUGGCGCCCGGGACUGCAUUCCGUAUAAAUUGCGGAAGGGAGCUAUGCAUCGCACACACGUUUGCAAUGUGUGUACUAUCCGUCAGUGGAAAAACGCGUCUGCAUUUCUUCUAUCCCGCGCAACCCAAUGUCUACAUUAAAAGGCGGCACGUACCCGGCAAGCCGUGAGCACGCGUUGUAUCCUAACAACGAUCCCGCGCCUCCGACAACUUCAUCAACAAUCUCAUUUAGCACCUUCCUGACCGCAUCCUAUUUGCGUGAUCGAAGAUGUUAUAAGGGUCUCUUUGGAAAUAUCUUCUUGACACACACACACACGCACACACGCACACAUACACACAUAUGUGCGCGCGCACGAUAUUUUCAACGAUAUAUUUUGAAAUACAACGCACUCUAUUAACAUUAACAGAGUAUGGGAAGAAUACUUUUUAUAACACAAUAUAUGAUGUACUUUGUUUUUUCACAAAUUAAUUACAUCAAUCAUCCAUUUUAUCCAACAAUGGAAUAAGAUGCUUAGAAGUUUCACGCGCAAAUUGAUCUCGAGGCAUAUUUCCCUAGCCUCAAUCAACUUGCAGCUCAACCAAUGCUGAUAUCCUUAAUUAGACUGCCUUUAUAUUCAAUCUUAAAGUGAGCCUUUCAUCGAAAAAGUCUCAUCAGUAUUGUACCAAAUUGAAUUAUCGGGAUUUACUGCUGAAAUGGAAAUUGCUCCGGACGUGUCCACCUCGCUCCGAGUGGAAGGAAGAAAGCCGGUAAGAACGGGCCCCGUUGACGGGGCGAGUUCCGCUCGUGAGAAUCACUUCUCUUCGUUCUCUAAUCAUUCUAUACCGGGCACGAAGUAUCGUCGUAUCGCGAUUUCACGGCCGCUACUCGCCCGAUCGUUCGCUCCGCGCCCGUGGGUACCGCCGCGGCAAGAUAGUCGCAUCGCUAUCGUAUCGGUACGAUACUGUUAACCCUUCCGGUGAACACUCUCUCGAGAGGGGGAUAUCCACGCGGCUUCCGUUGCCACUCUCGUCCCCGUGACGUUCGCGACGAGUCACCGAGAAAGUCCACGCGCGCGCGCGCGCUGACCGUUUAUUAUUAUUAUUAUUAUUUAUCGCCGCAUCUCCAUUCGGUCGACCGUAUAGAUGAAGCUCUCGAAGUCCGCCGCCGAUGACGGCAUUCUUGUCACCGUUAUAUUUCCCGACCGUAUCGGUCUUACGCGCACAGAAGACACAACGGAUAUUGUAGAUGUCCGUAAUGUGCAAAUGUUCAAGUUUCAAGGUUUCGUCGCCGUUCGUUAAAGGAAGAUUGUCUAUAUACUGACACAUUAUUUUUGUGUUUGGAUUAUUUAUUUUUUUUUAAACUAAAAAUAGAACUUUAAAAGUAUAAAUAUAGAUAUAACAAUUUUAUUUUUGCAUUUGAAGAAUUCGUUUUUAUUUUAUUUAGAAACGAAUCAACAAUAUAAUUACCCACACGUUUUCAUAUAUCAUGUUUUUACAAUUAAUAGUGCAAAUGAGAAGAUGUCACCUUAGAAAACCUAGUCACAACAUCGGCGACUUUUUGUAAUUUUUCCGUAGCGUUUCACUGUUCUAUGCGGUGAUUUGAGAUUAGAUCAACAUUCACUUUGAUCAAGGAAGCAUUAAGAAGCGGUAACAAUUUCUUCGGCGCACGAUCAUCGAAUGACAGUGAAAUUAUCUACAUUAUCCAACAUUUGUGGCGAUCUCUGUUGCGGAAAGACUUAAUUGAACCGGCCACGAAAACCGAGAGUGAGAAAAGAGAGAAGCAGGAUGCGGCUGGACGUGUCGAAGGUUGAUUGAAGGAAUAGACCGACCAAGGUUGAAAAGUGGACGUCAACCUUGCGGCAAGUUCGCCGUCUGCGGUUACUUCUUUCGCGCGGGAGACGGCCAUGCAAUCGGUAUAAAAUUAAUUAACGACAGCUACCGACGCAGCGUGGCGAUAAGAGUCACGGCGGCACCGCGUUAAUCGUAGACGCGUCUUUUUCUCGUCUCUCUCUCUCUCUCUCUCUCUCUCUCUCCUUUUUCUUUUGGUCUCAGACAAUUGCGUUUUUCUCUGAUGACAUGCUGCCUGAGGUCGGUGACAAGUUAGUCGAGCGGCUCCGUCAAAGCCAAUUGGUUCCAGGGUGUCCGAUCGCAGCGGAAUAGAUGAGUCACUUUCGGCGUGGUUCAUCGCGCGUCUUCUUCAUUGUGCGGCGCAAUAACCGGAUGCUGAUGUCCGUUCUAUGGCAGGUGAACUUGAAAAUACAAUUUCGAUGUAGAGACGCUCGAUUACGCGUUCGUUACACGCUGAAGUGAUCUUAUCGAGGCAGCCUCGGUAUCGCCGUUCUUCUCGCCGUUGUAAACAAAUCAAAUUUUUAUUCCAUAAUGUACAAUGUCUAUGAUUAAACGUUUUCAAUUUUGGAAAAAGAGUAAUUCAAUUAAUAUAGCAUUAUAGUAUGGCUACUGGCUACGUGUACAUUGAUAUAAAUUUUUAUUUCUUAAAUUUGUUAUAAUAAAUUGAGAGUAAAUUUAACGCUUCGAAUUGAAUUCAGCCGUGAAUAGUUUACGUUCGGCUGUAGAGCAUUUAUCACCCGAUAUUGUUUUGAUCGCAUCAUCGUACAAAUUGGAUAACGGCAACAAUCGCCUAGCGUGACGCUCGUUAAUUCUCCUCUUCUUCCACGGAUUUUCUCGCGAUUGCUAACAAGCAGUCUCACGAUCCCCCGUUAUCGGCAUUUGACCGAACUGAUAAAACAAUAGCGAAGUCGCUUCCAUUUCUGCCAUUUGCAUACAGCUUCUUCGGAGACAGUGUUGAGUAUAUACCUAACCGACCACAUUGGAAAAUUAAAAUUACAAAAAUUUUUUAAAUAAUAUUUUUAUUUAUUCUGUUAAACAAAAGUGAUGAAUUAAAAAACUUGCCUAAUGUCACAUAAUAAGGUGUCUUUAAAAAUAUGGAUUUCUCUUCUGAUUUUUAAUAUUUGAAAAAUAUUAUUUUAU
Molecule: messenger RNA, 6651 nt
Organism: Monomorium pharaonis (pharaoh ant)
Lineage: Eukaryota; Metazoa; Arthropoda; Insecta; Hymenoptera; Formicidae
Product: synaptic vesicle glycoprotein 2B
Exons: 11
Coding region: 865-2487 (540 amino acids)
Biological process (GO): transmembrane transport
Cellular component (GO): membrane
Molecular function (GO): transmembrane transporter activity
Source: RefSeq, a predicted model, not a curated record